AAAAAGAGUGGAGUACUGGUCCCCCCCACUUACUUAUUUUUGGGCGGGGUUUUUUUUUCUUUUUCUCUCUUUUUUUAUAAAAUUAACAAUAUGCAAUUCGGUUUAAAUCUUCAGAAAAAAAAGACAGCUACAACACCUUUACGCCGCCGUAAUGCCUUUGGCGAUGAAAGUAGUGAAGAAGAAGAGGAAGAAAAGAAGAACAAGGGUCAAAAGGCCAAGACACUCGUGAACAGACAACUUUCGAAUUACAAUACCAUGACCAAGAAAAUCGCCCAAGAACAAGCGAAAGCGCUAGAACAAGAUCCCUCUAUUUUUGAUUAUGACGCCGUCUAUGACGAUCUGAAAGAGGCCGAAAAAAAAAAGAAAGACGCUGUGAAACCUACCGAUAAAAAAGCAAAAUAUAUCAGUGGAUUAUUGGAAAUGGCUGAAAUUAGAAAGCGCGAUCGAGUCCUUGCCGAAGAAAAGAAGGUGGCAAGAGAGAGAGAAGAGGAAGGUGACGCAUUUGCUGGUAAGGACGUUUAUGAGACGGCAUCUUUCAAGAAACAAAAGGCGGAAUUAGAACGUAUUGAAAGAGAGGAAAAGGAACGUGAAAGAGUGGCUGAUAAAACAAGAGGCAUGGAUUCAUUUUAUAAGGGGGUGCUUGAGAAAAAGGAAGCAGAACAUCAAGCGUUGAUGAAACACAUGGCCGAUAAGAAGAAAGACAAAAGAAGCUCUUCUUCAACUGAAAAGAGUCCAACUGUGAUGACAGACGACAAACUCGUGCAAUUGGCAGAAAAGGAAGGCAAGGAUGUGAUGUUGAACGAUAACAAUGAGAUUGUGGAUAAGAGACAACUCUUGGGUGCUGGUUUAAAUAUCAAACCCAAGUUUGGUACACUGGGAUCACUUGCUUCUUCAGAUGAUCGUAUUAAGGAAAGAAUGAAUGAAUACGAAGAAUACAAACGCAAGAAGGUGGAAGAGUACGACUCCAAGAGAAGAAGUGGAAAGAACAGUGAUGAACGUGAACGUAUGAGUAAAGAAAUGGAAAGACAAUUGAUCGAAACCAAGAAAAAGGAGGCUCAAGAAGAAGAAAGAAAACGUCAAGAAUUCGAGCAGAAAGUCGCUGCAAAACGUACUACAGAGGAUGUUGCUAUGAGUGCAAGGGAUCGUUACAUGGCAAGAAAGAAACAAAAAUUAGAAGAAAAACAAGAGAAAAAAAAAUAAAAAAAAAAAAAAA
Messenger RNA from Mucor mucedo, 1213 nucleotides. Its product is annotated as coiled-coil domain-containing protein 55-domain containing protein. Bases 91 to 1200 code for a protein of 369 amino acids. Gene Ontology annotation, biological process: regulation of alternative mRNA splicing, via spliceosome. NCBI's taxonomy places the organism in Eukaryota, Fungi, Mucoromycota, Mucoromycetes, Mucorales, Mucoraceae. The record is from RefSeq and is a predicted model, not a curated record. The transcript has 2 exons.